AAAAGCACGUCAAUCGAAACGCCGACCGUAGUUACACACCGCCGAGGCAGUCCGUGACUGUACUCGGAGGUAAAAUGGCGCUGACUACUCAAGGAACAAAGAAGAAAGUUUGCUAUUAUUAUGAUGGUGAUGUUGGGAACUACUACUAUGGCCAAGGCCAUCCAAUGAAGCCGCACCGAAUCCGGAUGACCCACAACCUCCUGCUGAACUAUGGGCUCUACCGCAAGAUGGAGAUAUACCGACCUCACAAGGCCAACGCGGAGGAGAUGACCAAAUACCACAGCGACGACUACAUCAAGUUCCUGCGUUCCAUUCGCCCAGACAACAUGUCAGAGUACAGCAAACAGAUGCAGAGAUUUAACGUGGGUGAGGACUGUCCGGUGUUCGACGGCCUGUUCGAGUUCUGCCAGCUUUCCACGGGAGGCUCUGUAGCCGGAGCCGUGAAGCUGAACAAGCAGCAGACGGACAUCGCCAUCAACUGGGCCGGAGGGCUUCACCACGCCAAGAAGUCCGAGGCGUCGGGGUUCUGCUACGUCAACGACAUCGUGCUGGCCAUCCUGGAGCUCCUCAAAUACCACCAGAGGGUGCUGUACAUAGACAUUGACAUUCACCAUGGCGACGGAGUGGAGGAAGCCUUCUACACCACUGACCGGGUCAUGACCGUGUCCUUCCACAAGUACGGAGAGUACUUCCCCGGCACCGGAGACCUCAGGGAUAUAGGCGCGGGGAAGGGGAAGUACUACGCAGUGAACUACCCUCUCAGAGACGGCAUCGAUGACGAGUCUUACGAAGCCAUAUUCAAACCUAUCAUGGCGAAGGUGAUGGAGAUGUACCAGCCCAGUGCGGUGGUGCUGCAGUGCGGUGCUGACUCUCUGUCCGGAGAUCGGCUCGGCUGCUUCAACCUCACCAUCAAGGGACACGCUAAGUGCGUAGAGUACAUGAAGAGCUUUAACCUGCCGCUGCUGAUGCUGGGUGGGGGGGGCUACACCAUCCGAAACGUGGCUCGCUGCUGGACCUACGAGACCGCCGUCGCCCUGGACAGCUCCAUCCCCAACGAGCUCCCGUACAACGACUACUUUGAGUACUUUGGACCUGACUUCAAACUGCACAUCAGCCCUUCCAACAUGACCAACCAGAACACAAACGACUACCUGGAGAAGAUCAAGCAGCGUCUGUUUGAGAACCUGCGCAUGCUGCCUCACGCCCCGGGCGUCCAGAUGCAGACCAUCCCGGAGGACGCCGUGCAGGACGACAGCGCCGACGAGGAAGAGGAGGAGGACCCCGACAAGCGCAUCUCCAUCCGCGCCCACGAUAAGCGCAUCGCGUGCGAUGAGGAGUUCUCGGACUCCGAGGACGAGGGCCAGGGGGGCCGCCGAAACACCGCCAACUUCAAGAAGGCCAAGCGGGCCAAGACGGAGGAGGAGAAGGAGGCGGAGGAGAAGAAAGAAGUAAAAGAAGAAGAGAAGCCCCCCGCAGAAGAAAAAAUGGACACGAAGGGGCCUAAAGAAGAGUUGAAAACGACGCCGUGAGCGGGAACACAGCUGCGCAUGAUUUUUUACUGAAAUGUCGGACCCUGCCGGUCGCUAUAGCGCUGCUGCCAAACUUGGGUCCCUCCCCCACCCCCCCCCCCCCCCCUUCCCCUGGUGACGCAAUUCUUUUUCAAAUUCAGUUUUUUCAUUGGCUCUGACUGUGCUAGAAACCCUCUCCCUGCUAACGGCAGUCAAGAUUUAUUUUUCAUUUGGUUCCCCGUACACUCUCGAAGCCUUGGGUAUAUUUUUUCUUUCUUCUGCUGAGACCUGACGUUUAAAAGAACAUUUGUGAUGUCACAAGCAUUUUUGUGAUGUCGCGGUUAUGUUGUUUUGAUGCCAGAAGUAUUUUUGUGAUGUCACAAUAACAUUGUUGUGAUGUCACAAGAACAUGACCGUGUUACAAAGACCCUAACAUGCAGCUCCCAGAGAAGGCUGUCCUAAUUUAUUUUAUUUUUUCCCCAGGAGUUGUAUGUCUUUCCAGGUUUUUGUUUGGAUUUAAAUAGUAAUUUAAAUCAUGGAUGUUUUGGCAUUUGUUGGAAUGUCUACUCUCUUGCGCUGUCUUUACUCUGUGUGUGUGUGUGUGUGUGUGUGCGCGCGCGCGUGUGUGUGUGCGCAUGCGUGCGUGGGCAUGUGUGGGCAUGUGUGUGCACGUGCAUAUGUGGGCAUGUGUGUGUGUGCGUGCGUGUGUGGGCAUGUGUGUGUGCGUGCGUGCGUGUGUCUUCUGCAAUGAUGCCUAGGAUAGCAGGCUUGCUGUCUAUGCUCUGCUCUCUUCAAUGGCUCUAUUUUUUAAAUUUAUGUGUUCUUUUUUUAUAUGAUAGUCUUGGUUUUUAAGCUUCCCUCCGAGCAGAGGGGGGGGGGUCGGUCCGCAGGGCUGAAUAACCUUCAGAUGGUCUCAGUUUUUUCACCAGAUUCUCUGGUGCAUCGGUUUUCCUGCUCACCAGACGUGGUGACGCCUCCCAAGAAAUCUAAAGGACUGUGACACUUUAUGGAAGUUCUGGAAGUUCCGUGGUUGUGAAAAUGCCAGUUUGUAAUGGAUUUUCGUGAAGAAAAAGAAAUUUAAUAAAUAAAAGCGUAAGGUUUGUUUUGUC
Messenger RNA from Anguilla anguilla (European eel), 2617 nucleotides. RefSeq names its product histone deacetylase 1-like. Bases 75 to 1529 code for a protein of 484 amino acids. The transcript has 14 exons. NCBI's taxonomy places the organism in Eukaryota, Metazoa, Chordata, Actinopteri, Anguilliformes, Anguillidae. The record is from RefSeq and is a predicted model, not a curated record. Gene Ontology annotation, molecular function: histone deacetylase activity.